Molecule: messenger RNA, 4972 nt
Organism: Oncorhynchus tshawytscha (Chinook salmon)
Lineage: Eukaryota; Metazoa; Chordata; Actinopteri; Salmoniformes; Salmonidae
Product: nucleolar protein dao-5
Exons: 26
Coding region: 145-4101 (1318 amino acids)
Cellular component (GO): nucleolus; nucleoplasm
Molecular function (GO): protein binding
Source: RefSeq, a predicted model, not a curated record
CCCAUCAUGCACAUCGAAGGGGGCGUAGUCGCUGUAAGUACAUGGCAAAUUCCUGCAGACAGUGAGGAUGAAGAGCUCUUAAUCAGUAGAUUAAAGCCAUUUAAUUGAUUAUUUUGAUUGUGCUAGUCGUUCUACCUUAAAACGAUGACUUCAAAGGACCCGAGUGCAUCAAAUAGUGCCUUGCUUUAUUUGAUUUAUCAGCAUUUAAAGGAGAAUGGUUACCAGAAGGCUGCAAACGUGCUGAAAAAACAUGUAACUCAGAUGGAAGCACCAGAAGAGAUCACCUCUUUACAUGACAUCUACACAAGUUGGACCAAGGUCUCGGAAAUUGGACAAAAUCCAAAACAAGAGCCUGAAGUGGAUUCCACCACCCUGAAGAAGAUUAAGGCCGAUCCAUCAACCAAAGAAGAAGAAGAUGUGGACUCAAAACCAAUUGAUUCUCUACCUCCUGCCCCCCACACACCCCAGGGUGCAACCCCAGAGAAUGAGGAGUCGGUCCCACAGGAUGAGUUGUCAUCUACUCCAGUCAGUAACGGGACAGUGGAAACAUCAGCCCCUGUACCAGCGGUCACCCCUUUAAAACCAGCAGUGAGCUCAGACAGCGACUCUGAGAGCAAGGAGGAGAUUCCCCUCACACAGGGAGAUACUGUCACCCCAAAGGCCUCUUCAGCUGUCCCUACCACUACGCCCUCAAAACAUGUAGACGGGAACAGCGAAUCAGACAGUGAGAAUGAGAUUCAUCCAUCACAGACUGUUGUCAUUCCCAGUAAGGCCUCAGCUCCCAGUAAGACUCCAGCCAUCCCCACAGCUCCCAGUAAAGCAGAGAGUUCAGACAGUGAAGAGGAGGUUACUGUCAAGAAACUAACAUCUACGGCUGCUCUUAUGAAACCAGCCAAGGCGAUCCCAGCAGCCCCAGUAAAGCCCAGUGUAGUCACCCCCAGUCAGGCUACAGUUGCUCCCAAGACUCCUGCUGCAGGGAAGAAAACACAGAGCUCUGACAGCGACAGCUCUGACUCAGACAGUGAGGAGGAGGCUCCUAAAAAGAAACCUGUGGCGACACCCAAAGCCAAGCCUGUGGCUGCAACUCUGGUCAAGGCAGAAGCAGUGAAAUCCACCCCUAUUAAAAAACCAACAAACAGCUCAGACAGUGACAGUGAUGACACUGAGGAGGAGGCUCCUGUAAAGAAAUCAACACAGACCCUGAAAGCUGCUCCUGUGAAAGCAGCCAAGGCGAUCCCAGCAGCCCCAGUGAAGCCCAGUAUAGUCAUCCCCAGUCAGGCUACAGCUGCUCCCAAGACUCCUGCUGCAGGCAAGAAAGCACAGAGCUCUGACAGCGACAGCUCUGACUCAGACAGUGAAGAUGAGUUAACUGAAAAGAAAUCAACACAGACCCUGAAAGCUGCUCCUGUGAAACCAGCCAAGGCGAUCCCAGCAGCCCCAGUGAAGCCCAGUGUAGUCACCCCCAGUCAGGCUAAAGCUGCUGCCAAGACUCCUGCUGCAGAGAAGAAAGCACAGAGCUCUGACAGCUCUGACUCAGACAGUGAAGAUGAGUUAACUGUAAAGAAAUCAACACAGACCCUGAAAGCUGCUCCUGUGAAAGCAGCCAAGGCGAGCCCAGCAGCCCCAGUGAAGCCCAGUGUAGUCAUCCCCAGUCAGGCUACAGCUGCUCCCAAGACUCCUGCUGCAGGCAAGAAAGCACAGAGCUCUGACAGCGACAGCUCUGACUCAGACAGUGAAGAUGAGUUAACUGAAAAGAAAUCAACACAGACCCUGAAAGCUGCUCCUGUGAAAGCAGCCAAGGCGAUCCCAGCAGCCCCAGUGAAGCCCAGUGUAGUCAACCCCAGUCAGGCUAAAGCUGCUGCCAAGACUCCUGCUGCAGAGAAGAAAGCACAGAGCUCUGACAGCAACAGCUCUGACUCAGACAGUGAGGAGGAGGCUCCUAAGACUCCUGCUACAGUCAUAGAGGCAGCUCCCAGUAAGGCCUCAGCUCCCAGUAAGGCCUCAGCUCCCAGUAAGGCCUCAGCUCCCAGUAAGACUCCAGCCACCCCUACAGCUCCCAGUAAAGCAGAGACCUCAGACAGUGACACCUCAGACAGUGAAGAGGAGGUUACUGUCAAGAAACCUGCACAGACACCCAAAGCUGCUCCUGUGAAACCAGCCAAGGCGAUCCCAGCAGCCCCAGUGAAACCCAGUGCAGUCACCCCGAGUCAGGCUAAAGCUGCUCCUGUGAAACCAGCCAAGGCGAGCCCAGCAGCCCCAGUGAAACCCAGUGCAGUCACCCCCAGUGCUCCCAAGACCCCUGCUGCAGGGAAGAAAACACAGAGCUCUGACAGCGACAGCUCCGACUCAGACAGUGAGGAGGAGGCUCCUGUAAAGAACCUUCUUAAACCUGAAUCUACUACCAAGCAGAAAACCACCCCAGUCUCAACCCCAAGCAAGGCCAAAGCCUCUCCUAAGACCCCAGCAGCAGCUGCUAAGAUGGAGACUGACAGCUCAGAUUCCUCUGACAGUGAGGAUGAGGCUCCAGCCAGGCAGGCCCCUGCCAAGCCCACUUCCAGCCCGGCUAAAACCACACCCAAGGCCCCUGCUGCAGCUAAGAAGGCCGACAGCUCGGACAGUGAUGAGUCUGACACUGAGGAGGGCAAGCCAGCUAAAAAGGUCACUGCUACCUCCGUAGCCAAACCUUCAACUCCAGUACAGGAGGAGGACAAAGAUUCCUCAGACAGUGAGGAUGAAGAAACACCAUCGAAACCAGAAUCCACACCAUCUGAGAAAUCUGUCACGCAAACCCAGGCAACGCCUCCUGCUGGCAAGGAGGGAGGUACAGAGGAACACAGUCCAGCAGAGAAGGUUGAAGCUGUUCCAGCCAUACCUACAACUGAAACAGCAGCUGAGGAAAACAGCAGUGAUGAUCCAACCGAUAUUGAAGGAUCUCCUCCUGAAGUCCCUGAGGUGGACACACCCCCUGCCUCUGGGCCAGAGAGUGCAAAGGAGGAGGAGGUCCAAGAGAGUCCCCAGAAGGUCCUAAAGACGGACACUUCUUCAGAGAAGCCCAAGACAGAGGAUCAGAUAGUGACCUCUACAACAUCAGAAGACAAGAGUGACACCCCUGAACUCCCAUCAGAAGCCCCUGCUACAGCUGCUGAGAUCAGAACUGCUUUAGAAGAGGAGUCAAAGGAGUGUGUUGACCCAGUUAUCACCAAUUCAGCAUCUGAAGACUUGGAGCCUGAAAAAGUGACCAUUGAGACAAUUGUUGAGACAAUCCCCACAGAGACAGAGGAGCCAAACACUGAUACCCCAACACCUGGAUCAAAGAGGAAGAGGAGUAAAGAGACAACGGACGCAACUCCCAAGAAGAAGGAGAUGAAGAAGAAGAAGAAGAAGGGGGAGGUUGAAGAGAAUGGGCAGCCUGCAGUAGAGGAGGAUGGUGAUGAGUCCAGUCUGGACACAAAAGGGUUGGAGCUGACUCCAUCAGACGAUUCCAAGGUGGAUACCACCCCGGCUUCAGAGUCUGGCUCCACCACUCUUGUUCUGUCAGCAAAGUCACUCAAGAAAAGGAAAAGAAAGAGGGUGAAGAAAAGAAGAGGUGCGAAGGCCGAGAGGGAGUCACCGGAAGAGGACGAAAAAACAGACUUCGUCCCAAAAAAUAAAAAAAUAAAAAAGAGCAAGAAAAACACAGCAUCCAACCUGACACCACCAACCAACAACCAGACCAAGGAAACUCCAAAGACCACAGCUGCUAAGAGGCCUCUUCCUCCCACCCCUGAGCCGGAGGAGCUAGAGACUCCCAAAAAGAAGAAGAAGAAGAAGAAAGUUGCAGAGAAAAGGAGCGCUGUGAAAGAAAAUACAACUCCAGGCAUUGAAACAAAGAAGAAAAAGAAGAAGGCUGCUAAAGCUGAAAACACUGUGAAAGACUCUGCAAUCUCAACUCCUGAACCGAGCCUUACACCAGAGACCCCAAAAAACAAAAAGAAGAAAAACAAGCUGACAGAGAAAAAGGAGAAAAUGAAAACUGCAUGGAAAACACCAGUAAAAGCCUCAACAGGACCUUUGCCUAACACAGAAGUGACGAAGAAAAAUAAGUCCUCCAAAAAGAAAUAAUCCAAUGGUGAAAUUUCAGGAGAUGGUGGAUAUCUUCUCCAGGGAAUGAAGUGGAGCUGCCAACGUCAAUCAGAAGACCACCUCGAUCACACUGGUGCCUGAGGUUUCAACCAAAAGAAGGGGAAACUGGAGUUCUGGCCUGUACAUGUACUUUAGGUUCUCCACAUGUACUUUAGGUUCUCCACAUGUAUUUUAGGGGAACAUCUGUAUUGUGUUACUAACAACACAAUCUAUGUUUUAACCAUAUAUUCUAUAAGCUUGCUAAACCAGGCAUGUAUUGACAUGAAAAAGGCAAAAUAAUCAUACCAUUCUAUUUGAAAUGUUGAAUAAACGGGACACAGAAACUAACACAUUUGCACAGCCUGAUGGAACGUAAACCCAUCGUCAGUGUAUUUGCCAAGUCCUAACCAAUGAUAAAACAAUCAUUAGGUAUUAAUAUGUCCUUGGUCUAGCAUUGCUGUCUUGAUAAUGUUGUAGGGUGUAGUACUCUUGCAUGUUGUGGGUUUUCAUUUCUGUUCUUUAAGCUGUGAACACUUCCACAUAAUUGUGUGUAAGGUAAGGGAUUGUUAGGACUCAAAAUGGGGAACACUUGUAGCAAAUGUCACUCCAAAUACUGUACUAUGCACCUACACGAAUCCUAUUGCUGAGCCCAUAGCCUUGUGUUUUAGCACUUAUGUUAGACCCAUACACCUAUGCAGAGGAAGGUUCUGGGGGACCAGGGGAGGAUAGCUGAUCUGACUGACUCAGAGAAUUUGCUGAACUCCGAUGUUUACAAACCAGUAUUUGUGUCACAUUCUUGUGAAAACAAACUUUUCUUCCAUUUGUCAUUUUCUGAUUGUUCAUUAUCAAUAAAAAUGGUUUAAUCUCUUAA